Messenger RNA from Lachancea lanzarotensis, 855 nucleotides. Its product is annotated as LALA0S09e01420g1_1. The record is from RefSeq and is a predicted model, not a curated record. Gene Ontology annotation, molecular function: oxidoreductase activity. The transcript has a single exon. Lineage: Eukaryota; Fungi; Ascomycota; Saccharomycetes; Saccharomycetales; Saccharomycetaceae. The coding region runs from base 1 to 855 and encodes 284 amino acids.
AUGCCCUCUAUUCCAAAAACUUACAAACUCUCCAGUGGCUAUCUUCUACCCUCAUUGGGCUUGGGAACCUAUGACAUCCCAAGGGCGGAGACCACUGAAGUGGUGUACGAGGCUUUGAAAGCCGGAUACAGACACUUGGAUACUGCGGUGUUGUAUGGGAAUGAGGAAGAAGUUGGCCAAGGUAUUCACAAGUGGUUGCAAGAAGACCCUAGUAAGAAUAAACGGAACGACGUGUUCUACACUACAAAGCUUUGGAAUUCGCAAAACGGUUACAGCAAUGCCAAGCGUGCCAUCAAGGAAUGUUUGGCCAAAGUGGAACCCUUAGGCUACAUCGAUCUGCUACUAAUUCAUUCACCGCUAAGUGGCUCCAGAGGGAGACUAGAAACUUACAAGGCAAUGCAGGAAGCGGUUGAUCAAGGAAUUGUGCGUUCAAUUGGAGUGUCCAACUACGGUGCGCACCAUGUGGAUGAGCUACUGGCUUGGCCAGAACUCAAGCACAAGCCCGUCGUCAACCAGAUAGAGAUCUCGCCUUGGAUCAUGCGCCAGGAGCUUGCAGACCACUGCAAGGCCAAGGGUUUGGUCGUGGAGGCGUUUUCACCGCUCACUCACGGGUACAAGCUCAAAGAUCCAAAAGUUCUCCAGGUGGCCAAGGAAACCGGCCACGAUGCUGGACAAGUGUUGAUUCGUUGGUCCCUCCAGCAUGGAUACGUUCCACUGCCUAAAUCACGUUCUGUAGCCAGACUCACAGGCAAUUUGGAGGCGUACGAUUUUGAGCUUACACCGGAGCAGGUGGAAUUCCUGGAUCAACCAGAGGCUUACGAGCCCACUGACUGGGAAUGCACCGACGCUCCAUAA